UCGACAUAUGGGAGAUAUACAUUCAUCGACAACUCUACUUUGUCCACUCACCAUGGCGUAAAGUCAACGAUAAAAUCUCCGCUGGAGCUUUCAUGCAGCGGAGCAACCUCAAAAUUUAAAUCUUGGAUAUAAAAUUCUAUAAAACAGUGUUGUGAUUUUUAAAGGUUAAGUAAUUGUAAUUAAUCAGUGUUGUUAUUUUUCAUUUCAAAAUCAUCCGCCAUUUUUUUCUCUCCAAAACCGGAAGUCGGGAAUUAAAGCAGUUCGAUUAGAUAAUUUUUUUCCCUUGACGUCACAAGGGAGUUAUAAGGUAGUGCAAGGCGUGCUAUCUGUUGUCAUAGACCUAAGUCAAGUCGUGCACGAACACGACUAGAGACAUGGACAAGUAUUGUCUUGUAUUCCUGCUCAUCGCUUUACCCUUCGGGCAGCACGGGGUCCAGCUGUCCACUGCAGACGAUGAGGACAGUCAUUUUCUCAACGAGUGGGCUGUUGGGAUAGACGGUGGGCUGGAGGUAGCCAGGGAGGUAGCCUCACAGCACGGCUAUACGCUACUUAGACCGCUGAAAUCGAUCCCAGACCACUACAUCCUAGAACGUAACGACGUCCCACACAGGUCGCGUCGUAGUGCCAGCCAUCACACCAAGAGACUCGUGGAGGACGUGAGGGUAGUGUUUGUAGAGCAGCAACAGCAGAAGACCCGCGUCAAGCGUGACCUUGUUGACCGCGAGCUGGUCAGGGACAUUGUGACCAACGGAGGACAACUCAACGACCCCAGAUAUUCAGACGAGUGGUACUUGCUGCCUGACGUCUCGGAGUAUGGCAGACGUGACGGUGCCAGCGACAAUCUGAGAGUCCGUGACGCCUGGAAGAGAGGAUACACGGGCAAGGGCAUCACAGUCUGUAUACUGGACGAUGGAGUGGAGGCAGGACACCCAGAUUUAAAGGACAACUUUGACCCCAAGGCCUCACAUGAUUUUAACGACAAUGACGAUGACCCCACACCCAGAUACGACCCAACCAACGAAAACAAACACGGCACCAGGUGUGCUGGAGAGAUCGCCAUGGUUGCCAACAACAACAACUGUGGUGUUGGUAUAGCUUUCGACAGCAAGAUCGGAGGUGUCCGCAUGCUUGACGGUCGGGUCACUGACCGCCUGGAGGGUGAUGCCCUGUCUUUUAACAGCGAGUACAUCGACGUGUACUCCGCCAGCUGGGGACCUAACGACGACGGCAAGACGGUGGAAGGUCCAGGCAUCCUGGCCAGGAAAGGUCUGGAGAUUGGCAUCAAGCAGGGCCGCAAGGGGAAGGGCAGUCUAUACGCCUGGGCAUCCGGUAACGGCGGGAGGAUCAACGACAACUGCAACGCUGACGGCUACACCUCCAGCAUCUACACCAUCAGCGUCAGCAGCGCCUCACAGUUUGGAAAGAGCCCCUGGUACGGGGAGAAAUGCUCCUCAACCCUCACAGCAGCCUACAGCAGUGGCUCAGCCACCGAGAAGAAAGUGGUGAGCUCUGACCUGCACGGCAAGUGUACCGACGGUCACACUGGAACUUCCGCUGCCGCCCCCAUGGCCGCUGGUGUCCUGGCUCUCCUGCUACAGGCCAACAACAACAUCACCUGGCGUGACGCCCAACACCUGGUCAUGCACACCUCCAGGAUGGAACCUCUGGCAUCGGAGACUGGCUGGCAACAGAACGGAGCUGGCUACUGCUUCAACGAACGUUUUGGCUUUGGUCUGAUCAACGCCCUGGGUCUGGUAGAGGCAGCAGAGAAGUGGGAGAAUGUGGGGGAGCAGCACAUCUGCACUGUGGAGCCAACCAGUACCAGCAACUUCCCACAGGAGAUCACCCCCGGCCAGUUCGUGGAGGUGGAGUUUUCAACAGACGGAUGUCAAGGUCAGGACAACGAGGUCAACUGGCUGGAACACAUCCAGGUCGUCUUCGACGUGGACCACGAGAACAGGGGCAGGAUCUACGCCGACCUAGAGUCGCCUAUGGGCACCAAGACCACCCUGUUUUAUGAGAGGUCCUACGACACAUCCAAAAAAGGCUUCAAGCAAUGGCCGCUCAUGAGCGUUCACACUUGGGGCGAGAGGCCACAGGGUAAAUGGAGGUUCCGUGUUGCGGACAGGAAUGUGAAUGGCACCGCCCGUGGAAGACUGAACAGCGCCAAACUAGUCCUGUACGGCACCAAGGACAAGCCCAAGCACCAGACUAACAUCAAGGGAUGCGGCAAGACAGAGACACAAGUGAACGUUCCCAACCCAAGUCAACUCAAGCUAAAAAUAGCCGAGCUGAAGUCCCUGCUUCACAACAACAACAAUGUGAAAAACCCCAACGUCCAGUCGGAGAUGUUGCAGUUGGUUAGUGAUCUAGAGGGACAGUAUCAUCCACCAGCUUCAAGUUAAAGCGGCUCAUCAGGUCCCUCUGAAUCAGCUGCUGACAGAAAUUUUAAGUUUAUAGUUUCGUUUCGGCAAUUUGUCAACAACAAAAAGUAUACUCAGUAGAGGUGAUUGAAAAAUGAAUAAAAAUCAGGUCAAGAGUUAUUUAAAAAGUGUGAACUGUUUUGUCAUCUUUGUGGCACAAGAGAAGAAUAAUUCUUUUGUCUUGGACAUCAUUUGUUGUUGUUGUUGAAAUCAAGAGCUCAUUGUAGUCUUAUUAACUCAAUAUAACACAACUAAGGGAAGCAACUGAUGUAUUGUUUAUUAUAAUCCUAGGGGAGGCAAAUUAUAUAUUUUGAAACUAUCAUUUAACCAAAAGGGGGUAAUUAUGUAAUAUAUAGUUCUUAAAAUAAAAGAAAUUAAUUUCUGUAUAAACAUUUUCGGUAAAAUUCGACUUAAGUGAGGUGACGUAUAUUAGUUUUACAAUCUUAUACAACUAAGUGGUGAGCAAGUUAAGUUGUCGAGCAAAUAAGGGGCGGUAAUUUACGUUAUAUUUAUUGUGUUCCAUACUAAGGGGAAGGAACUUAUAUUAAAUUUUAAAGUGCCAUACAACUAAAAGAAAGAUACUUAUAUUUUAUUUUCUGGAUCCUAUUAUAGAGAAACUACUUAAGAUAUUUUUUAAGCAAAAUAAAACUAUAGAGAAAUUACUUAUAUUCAAAUCGACGAUUAUUUCAAAGAUCUUGGGGACAUUCUUUUCGUAAGAAAAUAUUUUAUUUAUUUUCGCUCAACUCUGCAUUUCUAGGCAAUGUUAAAAACUCAUGUUUUAAAAAACCUGACAACAAAACUGAAUGAUUUGUUUGAUUAAUUUGUUGACUGUAUUUUACUAAAUGCUGUGAUCGGAUUCUUACUUAGAAACUUGGUGACUGUUUUUAAUUUAUUUUUAAACCAGAUAUUUUUCUGGCAUUCGUUGGUUUGGUGUUGCAAAAUAAAAUGUUCUGACUGUUUA
This is a messenger RNA of Physella acuta, 3384 nucleotides long. Its product is annotated as neuroendocrine convertase 1. The record is from RefSeq and is a predicted model, not a curated record. Gene Ontology annotation, biological process: peptide hormone processing. Gene Ontology annotation, cellular component: membrane; neuron projection. Gene Ontology annotation, molecular function: serine-type endopeptidase activity. Lineage: Eukaryota; Metazoa; Mollusca; Gastropoda; Physidae.